AUGUCCAUUCCCGUCGGAGCCGCCGCCUCAGUCCUCAAAGCAUCCGAUCCGGUCCCAGAAGACGCCGUAUCAGUCAAAGGUCCGAACUUCGAGGAGCCCCUCUCCCUCGAUGCCUUCCUGAGCUCGUAUGAACGUAUCGGCUUCCAGGCGACGAGCUUCGGAAAGGCCGUCAACGUCGUGAACAAGAUGCGGAAGUGGAGACUGUCCGAUGAGCCCGUCGCGGAUGACGAGGACGAAGAGUUUCGGGAUCCGGCGGUACGGGCUAACGUCAAAUGCAACAUCUUUCUGGGCUACACGUCUAAUCUGAUCUCAUCCGGUUUGCGCGAAGUCAUCUUGUAUCUCGCCAAGCAUAAUCAUAUCUCGUGUAUCGUCACGACUGCCGGAGGCAUCGAGGAGGACUACAUCAAGUGCCUCGGCAAGACGUAUCUUGCCGACUUCAACCUCGACGGCGCGGACCUGCGCAGGCGCGGUAUGAACCGGAUCGGCAACUUGGUCGUUCCGAAUGACAACUACUGCAAGUUUGAGGACUGGCUUACACCUAUCUUGGACGAGAUGCUGUUGGAACAGAAGCGAGACGGCACGAUCUGGAGCCCGAGCAAGUUCAUCCAUCGCUUAGGCAAGGAGAUCAACGACGAGGAGUCUGUCUACUAUUGGGCAUACAAGAACAAUAUCCCAGUCUUCUGUCCUGCGCUGACCGACGGCUCGAUCGGCGACAUGAUCUACUUCCACUCGUUCAAGAACCCCGGUCUUGUGCUCGACAUCGUCAGCGACAUUCGCGCCUUGAAUGAGCUUUCCCGCAAGUCUCGAAAAGCGGGCAUGAUCAUCCUCGGCGGUGGUGUCUGCAAGCACCAGAUCGCCAACGCCAUGCUCAUCCGCAACGGAGCAGAUUACUCUGUCUACAUCAAUACGGGACAAGAGUUCGACGGCUCAGAUUCUGGAGCAAGACCUGACGAGGCUGUCUCCUGGGGCAAAAUUCGCGCGGGUUCGGAAGCCGUGAAGGUAUAUGCUGAUGCAACAUUGGUGUUCCCAAUGCUCGUUGCCGCAACCUUUGCGCGUGAUGCUGCGCCGGCGUCAGCAUCAUCUUGA
Molecule: messenger RNA, 1086 nt
Organism: Peniophora sp. CBMAI 1063
Lineage: Eukaryota; Fungi; Basidiomycota; Agaricomycetes; Russulales; Peniophoraceae
Source: the annotation of a GenBank genome assembly